AGUUUCUUGUUUUUGCUUACAGAGUAGCUUCUGUGGCAGAGUUGAUGCAUGCCUUAUGAUUCAACAACUGUUCCGUGAUAUCCGAUGGCUCACGACGUACGUUACUCCUGUUAUGUUUUCUCGCCCCCACCGCCUCCGGAUGGCCCGGCGGCCUCCUGUUGUCCACCAGCUUCCAGAACUGUAUUGUACUCUGGAAACACACCCAGAAGCCGCUGUAUAUAUAUUACCGUGGGUUAUUCUCACGGGCUCUACCAACUUCACCAUACGAGCACGCCUUCUCCUUACCUUCCUCUUAAAGCCCAACCACUCGUCGAAGAGCUGAGGCGCUUAGGUGCAGGUGAUGGCGAAGCGGCGUCUUCUCCUCCUUCUUGCUCUCUUCCUCGCCUUCUCCUCUACAGAGUCGCAGUCGUUCAUCGGGGUGAACUACGGGCAGGUGGCGGACAACCUGCCGCCGCCAUCGGAGACCGUGAGCCUGCUGCAAUCGACCACCAUUUCGAAGUUCCGACUCUACGGCGCCGACCCAGCCGUCAUCCAGUCCCUCGCCGGCACUAACAUCUCCCUCGUCCUCGGCGUCUCCAACUCCGACAUCGCCUCCCUCGCCUCCGACCCCGUCGCCGCCUCUAAUUGGGUCGCCGCUAAUGUCCUCCCCUAUGCUCCCGCCUCCUCCAUCUCCGUCGUCUCCGUCGGCAACGAGGCCCUCAACUCGGGUGACUCCUCCCUCGCGUCCAAUCUCCUUCCCGCUAUGCAGAACCUCCGCUCCGCGCUUUCCGCCUCCGCGGCCGCCUCCGGUGUCAAGGUCUCCACCGUCCACACCAUGGCCGUGCUGUCCCAGUCGGACCCUCCCUCCUCGGGCGCCUUCCACCCGGACAUCACAGCCGACCUCACCGGGAUUCUCGGGUUCCUGCGCGACACCGGGUCGCCCUUCAUGAUCAAUCCCUACCCCUUCUUCGCCUACCGCAGCGACCCGCGGCCGGAGACGCUGGCCUUCUGUCUCUUCCAGCCCAACUCGGGCCGGCUCGACGCGGGUUCGAAGCUCACGUACACCAACAUGUUCGACGCGCAGGUGGACGCCGUGCGGUCGGCGCUCGACGCGCUAGGGUUCCCGGAGGUGGAGAUCGUGGUGGCGGAGACGGGGUGGCCGUACCAGGGGGACCCGGACGAGGUGGGUGCCUCGGUGGACAACGCCAAGGCCUUCAACGGGAACCUGGUGGCCCACCUGCGGUCACUGGUGGGGACGCCGCUCAUGCCCGGGCGGUCGGUGGACACGUACAUCUUCGCGCUCUACGACGAGGACCUCAAGCCCGGCCCUGCCUCGGAGCGCUCCUUCGGCCUCUACCGCGCCGACCAGACCAUGAACUACGACGCCGGCCUCGCCAAGUCCACCUCGAGCUCCAGCCCGAUCACGGCGCCGGCGAGCACGUCGACGGAUGCAGGGCCACCGCCUGCAGGGGUGACGGGGUUGACUCAGCCGGCGGGGUGGUGCGAGUCGGGGGCGACGCUGCAGGGGAGCGCAGACGGCCGGCCGACCCAGGCGGGGGCGCAGUGCUACAUCCCCAACGCCGUCCGAUCGCGUACGGCCUUGGGGGCGUGUCGCCUCUUGUUGUACGUGACGCUGGCGCUGCUGCUAACGUAGCGCAAACACCCACAUUAAAGCAAAGAAGAAGAAAGGAAAGCAAAUCUACCGAGGUAAUACAAAGCUUCCGCCGCUCCGCCUCCUCAAGAAGUAAUCGUUGCUUACUGUGCAGUUCACAUGGCUACAGCAAAGCGUAUUUUGUUCGGUACGUGGAUUGGAUCCAACAGGAUGGCGAGCACUGCAAUAAAGGUCAACAAAUUUUGACGCAUCUUUUGUCUCUAUAUUCGCCGAUGGGAACCAAAUGGGGCCAGAAUUGUCUCCGAUCACAAUAAGCUAAGAGUAGGGAUCAGACUAGUUUUGACUUGGAAUGACUUUUGUUGCUCCCUUUCCUCUCUCUCUCUCUCUGUCUCUCUCUCUGUGUAUAUAUCCAAUCUUGGCUUGAUGGUUUGUUUAACCCAAUUCAUCUUGGGUUGGGCUAAAGCUCAGAUGAAUGGAUUGGGUUAGGUUGUCCAAUUUGCUAUCACUAUUGUGUCGUAUGUGAACGUUUUUAUGAAGGUAAACUUCUAAUGCUAUUCCUAAU
Molecule: messenger RNA, 2153 nt
Organism: Musa acuminata subsp. malaccensis (wild Malaysian banana)
Lineage: Eukaryota; Viridiplantae; Streptophyta; Magnoliopsida; Zingiberales; Musaceae
Source: RefSeq, a predicted model, not a curated record